Messenger RNA from Hypanus sabinus (Atlantic stingray), 1860 nucleotides. RefSeq names its product ubiquitin-fold modifier conjugating enzyme 1 (gene ufc1). Gene Ontology annotation, molecular function: UFM1 conjugating enzyme activity. Gene Ontology annotation, biological process: protein K69-linked ufmylation. The transcript has 6 exons. The record is from RefSeq and is a predicted model, not a curated record. Gene Ontology annotation, cellular component: cytoplasm. Bases 29 to 535 code for a protein of 168 amino acids. NCBI's taxonomy places the organism in Eukaryota, Metazoa, Chordata, Chondrichthyes, Myliobatiformes, Dasyatidae.
UGCGUGAUGCGAUAGGGGGUGGGACGCCAUGGCGGACGAGGCGACACGCCGGGUCCUGAGUGGGAUCCCGCUGCUGCGGACCAACGCGGGCCCACGAGACAGCGAACGUUGGCGGGAGCGGCUGAAGGAGGAGUAUCAGGCUCUGAUUAAGUACGUGGAAAACAACAAGCAGGCCGACAAUGACUGGUUCAGACUAGAGUCCAACAAAGAUGGGACAAGGUGGUUCGGCAAAUGUUGGUACAUUCACGAGCUGCUGAAGUACGAGUUCGACAUUGAGUUCGAUAUUCCCGUCACGUACCCCACGACGGCCCCCGAGAUCGCCGUCCCAGAGCUGGACGGCAAGACGGCCAAAAUGUACAGAGGGGGGAAGAUUUGCCUGACGGACCACUUCAAGCCACUGUGGGCGCGCAAUGUGCCAAAGUUUGGGCUGGGGCACCUGAUGGCCCUUGGGUUAGGACCGUGGCUGGCUGUGGAAAUUCCUGAUCUCAUUGCCAAAGGGCUCAUCCAGCACAAGACAGCAACGGACAAAGCGUAGUGGGUGGGCGAGGGGAGAUCCUUGGAGGCGAGGUGACACAGUGUCUGGGCUACUCUCCGUGGCAGAAUGAGUGCCUCCUCACUGUUCAUUGCCCUCUGUACAAAUCGCUUUGAACUAUGGUCCAUUCUCCUGUCCUCGUCCUACUCUUGACCCAUCCAUCCAUCCCCUUCUCAGUCCUUCCAUUCCCUUCAUACUUCCACUCCUCGGUUGUUCCCUCCUGGGUGGGGGCGAAGGCACAGGUGGGCUUCCAUCCAGGGUGGAGAGGAUUGGCACACAGAUUCGGGAUGGAGAUUGGUUGGGAGGCCUGUGGCCCACUGGAUUAGACACGGUGGCUCAGCGGGUAGAGCUGCUGGCUCAGGGCCCUGGAGAUCCCGGUUCGAUCCCACCCUCUGCCGUUGUGUGUCUGUCUGUCACUCUUUCUCUGUCUGGGUAACACACACACUAAAUGCUGGAGGAACUCAGCAAGUCAGGCAGUUUCUAAGGAGGAAAAUGAACAAUUGAUGUUUCCAGCUGAGACUCUUCACUGGGUCUGGAAAAGGGGCAGGGGGAGAGGCUGAAAAGUCAGCUGUUUAAUUCCCUGCAUCGAUCCUGCCUUCCUUGCUGACCUCUUCCAACAUUCAGCGUAUAUUGUUCAGGCAUUCCUGCGUCAACAGAAUCUCGUGUGUCUACCCCGUGUAUCCCUCCCACCUCCCAACUUCUGACUUGGCGAGUUAAUUGUUCCCCCACCCCCACCUUGUUUAUGGACGAGGGGGAGAGGUGUAAAUAAGUGGCUGAAGGCCGGGCGAAGACUCUGGGCCGGGAGGCCCAUUCCCCGUGAUAUCCUUCGCGAUUCUGCUCUCCCCCAACCCCCUGUGUUAGGUGCCCGAAUUGCAUACGUGGGGAAGAGCGUGGAAUGCUCUGACUCUGUGGCCCUUGUGCAGUUUGAGUAUAUAACCCAAUCCCAGCCUCUCUGCCUCAAUUCCACAUCAUGCGGGGUCACACCUCCCACAAAAAAACCCAGGGAACACAGCCCUGCACUCUGUGGAUCCCCGACCUCCCAAAUCCUUCCACACUGCGGGCAUUCCUCUGAGCGCCGUCAGGCAGUUUAAUUCCAGUGCUGUUCCUCUCCCUACCCCACACAGACCCGUUCCCCUGCCCGGGAAUAACAGGGCCGGGAUUUUUGCUGGCCUGGAGGUUUAGGUCGGAGCUCUGACCGCCGUUCCGAGGGCAGGGGCUGAAACGGUGGGCCGGGGUGGGCAGUGAUUUCACAAGGGGCGGCACACCUGGUUGACACUUUCUCACCUGUUGUGUCAUGUAGAAUGUGUAAUAAAGUGGGGCAGACUGUU